AUGGGUGGGUCUCAAUCAUCAUCACAGGUUGACGACAACUGGAAAAGCGAAGCACGAUACGCAAUGGAAUCAAGAACGUUUUGCGUGAUAUGCGGUGGACCGUUUGACAUAGAAGAUGGUGUGCAUAGUAUUGAUCCAAAGGAGAAGCGGUAUCAGUGGCUCUACGAUAUUCGCUUGCUUGGCAGUAUCUCGAACUACCUUGAACACAAAGUGACGAGUGAAGCUAGUGUGCUAGUCAAUCUUGCCAGAAGCGAAGACGUCUUCCUCUCUCAGCCGGCCCAAUUCAGCAUGACUGGGUCGGGCUACUUUCAGGUUGAAAAUCACCACAGCAACCCUCAUAGGAGUGAUGUGUGGUUCAACGCCCUUAAUGAUCAAGAUGGCGAUAGUCUAUUUCCUCUGCAUAACGGCUGUAUCCAAAUUGGCUGCAGGGUAAUCCAGCGGUUUUUAGAUCGGCGUAACGAUCAAAAACAAUUGUCCACGCUUGCAAUCCUGAACCAAAUACUCCAGUCUCGGUUUCACGACCGGCGAGACGCCCCGGACGACACAAGGAGCGAUAUCUUCGACUUGUGCGAAAACUCAAGUAUGUAUGGACCUCGCAGUGUAAUGGCUAUGUCAAAGCUUGAAUGGUGGGAGGGCUAUCAUGAAAAUUUUUACACCAAUCCUAUCGACAUUCCUGACCUUACUUCGUUCGUGUCUGAUAUGCUUACGACCACACCUCUCAAAAUAGAACAAAAUCCAACUACAUUGCAAUUUGCGCGCGAGCCUCUCGGAUUCGAACGUCUCCCAACUGAAUUACUCGAUCAAAUCGGCAAACACCUCCCACCUCAAUCAGUCAUCGCACUGCACUGCACAUCCAAAGCGUUUGCUAUCAAAGCCCCUCUGAAUAACAAGUUCUGGCGCGACCGUCUCAUCGACGGUAGCUUGGUUCCCCAUAUAUGGGAUCUGGAUGCGAAUCAACUUGAUCAUGAACGCCAAGAUCGCCUGUGGGAUUGGAGAAGUGUUGCUCAGCUCCUGGUUGCGAAGAAGUUUCCUAGAAACGAAAGUAACCCACUACUGGUCGGACCUCCAACAGGGCUAUGGAACCGAUGUAGAAUUUGGAACAUCAUUGAAGACGCUUGCAUCGAACAUUUCCCGGAAAUGGCACGUAGCGGUCGACGUGACCACACAGAGGAUAUCCGCAAGCGUUGCCAGCCCGUAGCGGCGUGGCAGUUGGAAGAAAUGUUGUUGAGUCCGGACAGCAUUCAUGAACUCUUGGCUGAUUACUGA
Molecule: messenger RNA, 1266 nt
Organism: Dothidotthia symphoricarpi CBS 119687
Lineage: Eukaryota; Fungi; Ascomycota; Dothideomycetes; Pleosporales; Dothidotthiaceae
Exons: 4
Coding region: 1-1266 (421 amino acids)
Molecular function (GO): protein binding
Source: RefSeq, a predicted model, not a curated record